Bombina bombina (fire-bellied toad) is the source of this 1960-nucleotide messenger RNA. RefSeq names its product serine incorporator 4 (gene SERINC4). The coding region runs from base 1 to 1530 and encodes 509 amino acids. The transcript has 12 exons. The record is from RefSeq and is a predicted model, not a curated record. Gene Ontology annotation, cellular component: membrane. Lineage: Eukaryota; Metazoa; Chordata; Amphibia; Anura; Bombinatoridae.
AUGAGGCUACUGGAGGAAAUGGCUGUUCGUAAAGCCCUGAGGAGAAACAGGCUAUGCAGGGAAUUCCUCAACUCUGUCUCUUACCAGAUAUGCUGUUGCUGUGGCCCUUCUCCAUGUUCUUUGUGCUGCUCCUGCUGCCCCAGCAUUAAAGUCUCUACAGGGACCAGACUCCUAUACACACUUUUCCACAUUCUGGCCUCUACAGUCUGCUGCCUCAUGCUCUCCAGAAAGGUAUCAGAGGCUGUCAAGGAGCAUGUGCCUUUGUUUUCACUGUUAUGCAAACACCUUCCUGGAGGCACAGACUGUGAUAUGCUUGUGGGUUACUCAGCUGUGUACAGAGUAUGCUUUGGGACGGCUUCUUUCUACUUCAUUCAGGCAGUUUUCCUUGUGAAUGUAAAAUCAACAGAGGAAUUCAGAGCAAUGGUGCACAAUGGAUUUUGGUUUUUGAAGUUCCUGAUUCUAGUUGGCAUGUGCAUUGCAGCGUUCUUCAUUCCCAGUGAUUCAUUCAUUCGAGUGUGGCACUACAUAGGCAUAUGUGGAGGUUUCUCAUUCGUCUUAAUCCAAUUAAUCCUCAUCACAGCUUUUGCUCACACCUGGAAUAAGAACUGGCUGACUGGCGCAUCUAAAGAUAAGCGCUGGUAUUUUGCAGUUCUGUUAGCUACACUGGUAUUCUACUCAAUAGCCUCUGUGGCCUUCUAUUUCCUGUAUAAAUAUUUCACACACCCAGCCGGCUGUCUGCUGAACAAAGGACUGAUAAGCAUUAACAUCAGUUUGUGUAUAAUUAUGUCCUUCACUGCUAUCACCCCUUGUGUCCAGCUAAAGCAGCCUCGUUCUGGUUUGCUCCAGGCCUCCAUCAUCAGCUGUUAUGUCACAUACCUCACCUUUUCAGCGCUGUCAAGUCGGCCGCCAGAAAGAGUGCAGUAUAAAGGGGAGAAUCUCACCAGCUGCUUCCCCAGCAUCAGCAGGGAUGGACUAGAAACAGAAGAUGCUACCAUUGCUAUAAUUGGAGCUGCUAUCAUGUAUGCUUGUGUCCUGUUUGCCUGUAAUGAAGCCUCCUACCUUGCAGAGAUGUUUGGUCCUUUGUGGAUGAUCAAAGUAUAUACAUAUGAAUUCCAGAAAGCAUCUUGCUGCUUUUGUUGUCCAGAAGAGGAUGAGGAAGGAGGGGAUCCUAGUUGUGAGGAAAAUGAGGAUAACACUGGUGGUCAAACAGUGAUACACGAUGAACGUGAACGUGUGAUCUACAGCUAUUCUUUCUUCCACUUUGUUUUCGUACUGGCCUCUCUCUAUGUGAUGAUGACGCUUACUAACUGGUUCAGCUAUGAAAAUUCUUCUCUGGAGACCAUCUUCACCCACGGGAGUUGGCCUACAUUUUGGAUCAAGGUGGCAUCUUGUUGGACCUGUGUGCUUUUGUAUAUGUGGAUCCUAUUAGCACCAACUUGUUUUUCUAGCACAAACCAAACCAAAAGGAAUGGGCCUCCGCAACAUAUACUUAGAAGGAGAGCUUUUCGGAGAGUCACCGUUUCAAAAUGAUAACUUUGUCUCCACAAAGACAACUUGUUAAACUAUCAAUGUGGUUUGAGUUAUCAGGACACUGAUAUAUAAAAAAUGACUUUGGUGAAUAAAGAAAGUGUUGAAUGCGCCCUGUGAACAAGUAUAAAAGUACUGAUGCCUACAGCAAAUUAUCAAUCUGGGUUACUUGGAACCAUAAAAACACUUAGUCAUUGUCAUAAGGCACAAGUAACCAAAGCCAUAUACUGAUCUGGGAAAUUAAUUUACUAUCACCAUUGGUUCCUAAGAUAAAUGUGCAUUUAACCUAAAAGGAAGAAGGACAUUUAGAGCUAUUUACUAAUACAAACCAGUGACUCGUCUCUCAGUCAUUCCCCAGUAAAUGGAUUUUAUUACAGGGUAUGUGAGUAAAGUGUUACUGUUUGGUGCUGAAAGAACCACCAACACAUUUGUA